Molecule: messenger RNA, 999 nt
Organism: Cylindrotheca closterium
Lineage: Eukaryota; Bacillariophyta; Bacillariophyceae; Bacillariales; Bacillariaceae
Source: the annotation of a GenBank genome assembly
AUGCACGAACUAUGGGAGGCCGUGCAAAAAAACAACUUGGCGCUUGUCAACAAGCUAUUGGACGAUGGUGAAUAUGAUUUGAAAAUACCAUUCGAAGAGACUGGUUACACGAUGCUACAGACGGCAUGUGUUCAUAAUCUCGUGGAAAUGACUCGACUUCUGCUGGAUCGAGGUGCCAACGUGAACGAAAAAAACGAAGAGGAUGGAACACCGUUGCUGCUGGCAGGGUCUACUGGCUGUUUGGAUAUUGCCCGACUAUUGCUCGAAAGAGGUGCCAAUGUCGAUGACUAUGACGAGGACGGUACCACUGCCUUACAACACGCGUGCUACAGCGAAAGAUUAGAGGUCGUUCGACUACUGCUAGAUCACAACGCGAAUUUGGAAAUAGCGGACUCUGAGGAACUCACGCCAUUGCAUUUGUCAUGCACAAAUGGCAAUGUAGAGAUUACCAGGCGUCUUUUGGACAGAGGUGCCAACAUCGAAGCAAGGACUGCGCAAAAUUUGACUGCCUUGCAUUUGGCAUUUCAGAAGGGUCAGUUGAGAAUCGCCCAGCUGCUCUUAGAUCGACAUGCUGAUGUGGACGCGAAACAAAUGAAUGGGCUCACUCAGCUGCAUGUGGCCUGUCGCGACAGUAGAAUUCAUGUUGUAAAGAUGUUGUUGGAUAGGGAUGCUGACGUCGAAGUGAGGGAUGACGAGGAGUGCACACCGUUGCAUCACGCUUGCAGAAGUGGUCUUAGUCCCACUAUUGUCGAUUUGCUGUUGAACCAAGGUGCCAAUCCAAAUGCACAACAAGCAACAAAGCGUACACCGCUCCAUGACGUUUGUAUGAGCGGAUUUUCCGAGGCUGGUCAAAUUUUGCUGGACAGGGGUGCUGAUGUAAAUGUAGUUACUAACGAAGGUAUGACACCAUUGCAUGUCGCUUGUCAGCACGAUCGGCCAGAGCUUGUAUGGUUGUUGUUGCACCGGCAUCCUUUGUUAAUUUUUGGGCUAAGAGGCUAA